AUGUCUCAGCUCGAAAUCAUUUUGGGGAUAAAAUACAUUUACUACCCUCUUCUGACGGCCGUGGGUGUCGCUGUUAACGUUGCAGCGAUUGUGGUCCUGUCCCGGGGAAAGUGCGCUCUCUCCAAGUGCAUCACUCGCUACCUAGUGGCCAUGGCGGCAGCGGAUCUGUUGGUCAUUAUCGUCGAUGUGCUGUUAAAUAAAAUUUUGGCGUCACAUUUCCCUCUGUCUUUCCUGCACAAUCCGAUCGUGUGUUCCCUCAGACGCACUCUCCUCCGCUCAGCGACAGACAAUUCGGUCUGGUCAACUGUCCUUUUCACCUUUGACCGGUUCGUCGCCAUUUGUUGUCCGGUGCUGAAGGUUCACUAUUGUACGGAGAAGACAGCGACUUUGGUGCUGUGGACAGUGGGUGUCCUCGGCUGUUUGAAUAACAUCCCAUGGUAUUUCACAUUUGAAUCUGAAUACACAAUCGACGGGGCUUCUUGGGGGUGUCAAACAAAGUCUAGCUUUUAUACCUCGCCUGCAUGGUCAGCGUUCGCUUGGUUUGAUGUCAUUUUAACCCCUUGCGUCCCAUUCUUUCUGAUUCUGCUGCUUAACGCCAUCACAGUCCGACACAUUUUAAUAGCCAGCAGAGUUCGUAAGGGGCUGCGGGGCGGCGGGGCCGGUGCCGAUGAGAAUGACCCGGAGAUGGAGAGCCGCCGAAAGUCCAUCAUUUUACUCCUCAGUAUCUCCGGCACCUUCAUCCUACUGUGGAUGCUGCACGUGCUUCUCUUUCUCUACAGCCGAAUCACGAACGACCACGAAUCCACGGGCAACGAGGACCCUUUGUUUAUCGCUCAGCAGACGGGGGCGAUGCUCCUGCUUCUGAGUUGUUGCACAAACACGUUUAUUUACGUCGCGACUCAAGCUAAAUUUAGGGAGGAGCUGAAGAACGGAACACAGUACCUCUUCAAAAUAUGCUUGCCAGUUACAGUUUUAAGAUUAUAGCAAACGCGGUGCAAUGCUGCUGGAUACGCCCGUCCAAAACUGGAUGUUUUAGUGUGUAGAGUCCGGCGUUAACUUGCGUUUCACUGGGCGGGAAAUCUCCUUAAAUUUUCUAAAGGUGACAGGUAAAAUUUAGAGCAGAAUAUGUUUACUUGUACCUGGUUUGGAGGAGCACCAAGAUCGUCCCUUGUAGCUUAGAAUUCCACAGCUGCACGCCCCGAAUAUAGGGCUUUCACCCAAGUUGGCAUACGAGUCUAUUUUAAUCUCAAUCAAGUUCUCUUCUAUUAUUGGCAUGCUUCCCAAAAGGCUCUAAUCACAGGACAUAAGAACAGUACAACAAAGGAACAGGCCUUUCAGUCCCCAAUAUCUGCACAGAACACGAUGUCAAAUUAAACUAAUCUACUUGGACUUCCCAUUAUCCCCAUCCCUACAUUUCCAUGCAGCGAAUUACAAAACAUCUUAACCAUCACUAUCGACUUUGUUUCCACCACCACCGCAGGCAGCUCAUUCCGGAAUCUCGUCAUUCUGGGUUAAAUAAAAAACUCUAUUAUCCCAUCGGAUGUCAAUAACAUCACCAAUAAUCUUCUAAACUCCAAAUAACUCAUGUCUCCAUCCCAGGAUAGCAAAGCUGGUCCUUAUCCACAACAACUUCUCCUUCAACUCCUCCCACUUCCUCCAAAUCCAAGCCGUAGCUAUGGGCAUCCGCGUGGGCCCCAGCUAUGCCUGCCUCAUUGCAGGGUAUAUGAAACAAUCACUGUUCCAGGCGUACGCUGCCCCUAUCCCCAGAACUCUCUACCUCCACUACAUUGACGACUGCAUCAGUCCUACCUCCUGCACCUAUGCAGAAUUCACUGACUUCAUCAACUUCACGGCUAAUUGCAUUCCUGCGCUCCAAUUCAUUUGGACCAUCUCCAACAUUUCCCUACCGUUUCUAGACAGACAAUAGACAAUGAACAAUAGAUCUCACCAUAUCCAUCACAGGAGACAAACUAUCGACUGACAUAUCUUACAAGCUUACUGACUCCGAUAGCUAUCUAGACUACAAUUCUUCACACUCUGCUUCCUGUAAAGACUAUCCCCUACUCUCAAUUUCUUCGCCUGCGCCGAGGAUGCUGUAUUCCAUACCAGGUCAUCGGAGAUAUUCUCAUUCUUUAGGGAAUGUGGAUUCUCCUCUUCCAUUAUAGAUUAGGUCCUCACUAAGGUCUCCUUGAUACCACGCAGCUCCGCUCUUGCUCCCUCUCCCCCAUUCAUAACAAAGCCAGAGUCCCUCUGAUUCUCACCACCCACCCCAUCACCCGUUGCUUACAGCACAUGAUCAUCCAAUAUUCCCGCCAGCUCCAACGGGAUCCCACUACUGGCCGCAUCUUCCCAUCUCCACCACCUUCUGAUUUUCGCAAGACUGUUCCCUCCACAACUCCGUAGAGAACUCGUCCCUUCCCACACAAACCGCCCCCUUCCCA
Leucoraja erinaceus (little skate) is the source of this 2441-nucleotide messenger RNA. Its product is annotated as probable G-protein coupled receptor 139. Gene Ontology annotation, biological process: G protein-coupled receptor signaling pathway. Gene Ontology annotation, cellular component: membrane. The transcript has 2 exons. Bases 1 to 984 code for a protein of 327 amino acids. NCBI's taxonomy places the organism in Eukaryota, Metazoa, Chordata, Chondrichthyes, Rajiformes, Rajidae. Gene Ontology annotation, molecular function: G protein-coupled receptor activity. The record is from RefSeq and is a predicted model, not a curated record.